GUAACCACGAUCUGUCUAUUGGUAUGGCAAUUCAAUUUAUUUUCUGGUUCUAGAUGACGAUCUGGGUACCAAAGACCUCGUUGUGUGCUAAACAAAGAAUUUCCAGCAGGGUAAUACUAGGUGGAUCUUGCCGUGCCUGUGGACGCCAACUGUAUAUUUUGAGACGACCCAGUACUUUCAAAAGGAUUUACCACUUCUACCAAUUCCACUACUCGAGAUAAGAUAUUAUGAUAAUCGAAUCCAUUGC
Messenger RNA from Aspergillus uvarum CBS 121591, 247 nucleotides. RefSeq lists its product as uncharacterized. The coding region runs from base 54 to 221 and encodes 55 amino acids. Lineage: Eukaryota; Fungi; Ascomycota; Eurotiomycetes; Eurotiales; Aspergillaceae. The record is from RefSeq and is a predicted model, not a curated record. The transcript has a single exon.